CGGUGCGUCGACACGGCGCACAGGACGUUUCAUACGUCUCCUCAGACGCCGUUUUAAAACCCCCACGCACCUCCGCACGAACACCGACGUUAUUUUCAAACGAAUCCCUUCAGAUAUUCGUAACGUUCCGACGUUCCUACGUUCGCUGUUUCCGCCCGGUCACUUUAGGCGGACGGACCAGCGCAACGAUGGCGGCCGAGGGAGAAGACGCCGGGUUGAAUGUCGCCCCUGUGACCGCGAGGGAAAACGACGCCGAGGCCGGACUGCAGAUCCUGAAAGGUGCAGCCUUCCUUUCCACGGUGGCGUCGGCCGGGAUACUCGCAGGAUUUGGCUCAACACUGGCGCUGGCCAAGAAGAAAAGCCCAGGCUGGUUUAAUAAGGGAAUGUUGCCCACAGCGGCGGUCCCGGAGAGUGGGGCCUCUCUGGCUCUGCGGGCCCUUGGCUGGGGGUCCCUGUACGCCUGGUGUGGGGUGGGCCUGCUCAGCCUCACAGUAUGGAAGGCCCUCGGUGUUCACAAUUUGUCUGAAUUCCGCCAGAAGAUGCAGUCUUUCUUCCCAUCCAUCCCAAAGAACACCCCGGCUGAGAGUGACGCGGCAGCUCUGGACUGGGAAUCUCUGUUCAGGUCCAAGUAGCCCAGCCAGCUCGCCGCCGCCUCGAC
Lampris incognitus (smalleye Pacific opah) is the source of this 658-nucleotide messenger RNA. RefSeq names its product transmembrane protein 242 (gene tmem242). The record is from RefSeq and is a predicted model, not a curated record. Bases 189 to 632 code for a protein of 147 amino acids. Lineage: Eukaryota; Metazoa; Chordata; Actinopteri; Lampriformes; Lampridae. The transcript is spliced from 4 exons.